UUCCACGCAUUCUUGGCCGAUGCCCGCCGAUGUCAUUCUUCCUGGACUCGCAACCGCUGGCACCACUCUUUCUGAGCAUGCCUCUACUGAAGUCAUUCCUUUUUGGACCGCCUCCGCUGACAACCGGGGACGUCAAGACGUAUUUACUCGACUGUCGACCUCUAUAUCUCAAUUGGUCUUGGGUUCCUCGAUACCGUAUAUUUCGGACAGCCUACUAUCCUAUUUCAUUGUCAGUCAAGCACUUUAUCUGAAUAAGUGAAUCGCCCUAUCCUUGUCACUGCAGUCUGUAUGGUAUCUCUGCUUUGCCACUGCCGUUGCAUUGUGCUAUCGCAGUUGCGUUAUUACAUAGUUUCUUCAAUUGUGCAUACGCUGACGCCUAG
This is a messenger RNA of Laetiporus sulphureus 93-53, 380 nucleotides long. RefSeq lists its product as uncharacterized. The record is from RefSeq and is a predicted model, not a curated record. Bases 20 to 259 code for a protein of 79 amino acids. Lineage: Eukaryota; Fungi; Basidiomycota; Agaricomycetes; Polyporales; Laetiporaceae. The transcript has a single exon.